UAUUGAACUUUGCUUUCAAGCCACGUGUGGACGUGUUGUACUUAAUCGCAGUAUCUUAUCUAGUGGACCUAAUCUUAGAACAUUACCUCUAACAAUUGAACUUUACUCAGCCUCGUCUUUCCAUUCUUCUUUCUUUCUCCAUCCGUCUCUUGACGAGAUCGCUUUCAUCAACCAACUUUCUCGUCGCCAUAUCACACAAAUCACAGAAAUCUAUUCCAAACCGCCCACCAUGUCGCCCUCCAAACCUGCUAACGGCAUAAAAAGAUCAGCACCCGCCUCAUCGACCGCAUCUCCAUCCGGCGCGAGUACGAGCAAGACCGAUAACAAGCGUCAGAAGCGCGACCGAGAUGCUGCUACAACAAAUCAUGCCUCGACCCCAACGCCCGCUGCCGUUGCUGCUGCCGCUGCUGCGAAAGAUUUCGGCGAACACAGUAAUACGCAUCUCUCAUUCGCCGUCGAAUUCCUCAAAGAAAAGCGCAGUCCUAGGCCCUUGCAGGAGAUAUUAGAUCACCUGACGCUGCAGCACCUCCCCGAGGACCAGCAACGCGCAUUCGUCCAUAGUCUGAAAACCCACUCGCGCAUCCUGUUCAGCCCAGCUCCCAAAUCCAAAGUUAGUUCAAGCCAGCAACCCGAAUGGCGCACCGGUACGUAUGAGUACAGGGCCAAAUUUCCCGGUGUAGUUUCCAAGAUAAAACUGCUGGAAUAUUUGCAGCAGAGGAAGGAUCAAGGAGGCAUUUCAAUCAAGGAUAUCAAAGAUGGCUGGCCGGACUGCGAUAACGCUAUCGAAGAGCUGGAGCGGGAACAUAAGGUCAUAGGUAUACGAACCAGAAAGGACACCCACGCACGAAUUAUCUGGCCCGAUACUCCAGACCUGCAUCACGAAGUGGACCCGGAAUUUCGAGUAAUGUGGUUCCAAGAGGCCCUACCCUCUGUCGAUGAAAUGCCCAGAAAGCUGAAGGCACUGGGUCAGAAGGCCACAAGCGAGGUGAAGAACAUAAAUCUCGGCCAGAAGGCCCCACCGAAGCGGAAGAAGGCCUCUCGUGUUCAGAAGAAAUUCGAGAAUGAGCACAUGAGGAACAUCUUCGAGCAGCACAAGCGCAAGUGACCUCAGCUCAAGUCACCCAGUAGGAAAUUUUAAGGCGUGUCCAUUGGUAGUGCGUUGGUAUUGGAUUAGGGUAUUUUCACGGUUUAUUCCCAAAAAUCAAGGAAGGGGGAAAGGCGAAGCGAGCAUUCACGGCGUUCGGUUGGUUUAUCUAAAUAAGGUGUUUCGGAACGAAAAGGGGAGGGCAAACUGCCCUAUAUACGCCUAGGCAAUCAUGGAUACACGCAUACUCGGUAAUAGGUAUUAAUAAGCGACGAGGAAUUUCUGAAUAAGCCCCAUGCCAUGCUGCGUUAUCCCCGUAAAAGGUAUAGGUAUGGAGUAAACUUAAGACUUGAUGGUUCCGCCAUCGCCGUCCCCUGCUAGAUAAGGCGUGACUUUGAUAUGGGUCCGCCAAAAAGCUAUACAAAAGAAAUCAGCUUUACAAAGACAUAAUCUGUUGUAAGCAACUAAAUGGUUAGGUUAUGAUUUUUUAACGAACUAGUCGAC
Messenger RNA from Daldinia vernicosa, 1588 nucleotides. Its product is annotated as transcription initiation factor IIE, beta subunit. NCBI's taxonomy places the organism in Eukaryota, Fungi, Ascomycota, Sordariomycetes, Xylariales, Hypoxylaceae. The transcript has a single exon. Gene Ontology annotation, cellular component: transcription factor TFIIE complex. The record is from RefSeq and is a predicted model, not a curated record. The coding region runs from base 230 to 1105 and encodes 291 amino acids. Gene Ontology annotation, biological process: transcription initiation at RNA polymerase II promoter.